AUGCUGGCAGAAGCAGUUGAUUUCUUGAUGUCUCAGUGGGAAGCUGGUGGGAGGCCACGCAGAUACGGAGGUGUCAAUGAACGCAGCGUGGGUUUGGAGGGGCUGAGGGGAAGGCGCAGAGAAAAGGAGCGCCUUCCUCGGGCUGCCGAGGCGCGGACAGCCGCCCGCUGCGAGAAACGGCUGCCAGAAACGGGAGGCCGCGCCCUGCCGGCCGCACGGGGGCGCUGUGGGGGGCGGCGCUGCUCCGCCGUUGGCCCCGCCCCGCAAUCCCGUGUCCUGGCAACGGCGUGGGACGCGAGCGGCGGCGUCGGGCAGCACCGAGCAGCACCGAGCGCUGCCCCCGGAGCCGGCGCGGCCAUGAGCGGCCCUCAGCCGGGGUUCCUUGCAACCUACAACAGCCUGACAGACAAACACCUGGCUGGAUAUUUCAGCAAUGCCCGGAUAAGGAGACAUCUUCAGAGAUCAGGACUGAUCUCAAAAAGUGGAAGAAUAAUACCAGAGAAAGAAUACCGACUGAAUGCUCUGAGGAGGGAUCACCAGAGAUACGUUCAGGAGUGCCUGACGAGGGCCGUAUUUCUGAAGGUCCUUGACAUGGAGCGUCAUCAUCAGCUGGAAGUAAGAAGGAAACUUGAAAGUUCUGUAAGGAAGGCGAGGGUGCAGAAAACCAAGAUGGAGCGGCCCAGAAGACCAGUGGAAGAUGCUAACCCUCUGCACUCCCCACGCCCACCGCUUGGCUCCAGAAAUCCUUACGGACGCCAUCCUUUAAUGGCUGGAGAACCAGCUGCUCGUUCACAAUUGAGAGCUCCUGGGCCUAUAGUUGAUUAUAGAGGUGGACAUCCUUUUGAUCAGCACAGAUCCAAGGAGUUGGCCUUUUUAAAGACAGCUUCUUCCCAUCGACCAAAUACAGCUCCAGGAAAUAUGCAGUACCCACUUCGACUUCAGCCGCUCCACAGCUGUGCUGCAGCAGGGGCUGUUCCAAGGAGUUCAGGCUCUAAACAAAAGUGCAGCACGCUUGAAAAUUACCAGCAGUUUGCUAGUGGGAGAGAGAGAAGUGGGCUAAGAUUUAUGAACUCAGUGGAAUAUGCGUCUGGGAAAUCCCCAUACCGACUCCCUGUCAUUAACAACUAUCUGAUACCAGUGCCACCUCCUACCCUGCAAAAAAGAGACAGGAGUGUAAAGGCAGUGAGAAAUGGGACUUGCAGAAGGAGACGAUUUCGUCCCACCACUGCACCAAAUGGCUUAGAGCAACUUGUAGCCAAGAAUUCUGGAGAAUUCCUUAAGCCCUCAUUACACAGCAAUGCAUUUGUUACCAUGAUCUUUCUGGGAAAAAGUGUGCAUUUGUCUCACGAUGAUUCUGAUUAUAGAGAUGAAAUCAAAAUCUAUCAGCAGCAUUGUGGAGGAGAAAACCUUUGUGUCUACAAAGGCAAGCUGUUGGAAGGAGAGACAUUUCAGUUCGUCUCCAAGAGGCACCGUGGUUUCCCAUUCAGUCUCACCUUUUUUCUCAAUGGGAUGCAAGUGGACAGGUUGAGCUCUUGCUGCGAGUACAGACAUCAGAAGCGUUCCAGGCUUGGAGGCAGACAUGGAUACUUUGGAUUUCUCAAUGUGGAGGGAGCAUCUCCUUGCUAUAGAUGCAUUGUUGCGAUGGGUCUGGACAAAAAGCCGUCCCCUCCCAAGAGGGAGAUGGAGGAGGACUGUGAGGGAAAGCAAGUGGGUUCCUGGAAAGAUGGAGUUCACAGUGAGCCAAGUGGUAGCAGCACUGAUCAGAAAUCAAGCAAAGAAUCGGUGCUAGUCAUCUUACCAAGUCACGAAGCAGAUGUGGAAACCGUUGAGGACAAAAUGGAGACUGGACAGGAUUACGAAAGAGAAGAAGGGACGAAACUACCCAAUUGUGAGGCUGAAGAUAGUCAGGAAGAUACUGGUAAAAAUGAGUAUAAUGAAGAUUUUGAAGCAGAUGAAGUUAGUGAAGAAGGACAGACUGGUGAUCAAAGGAAUGGAAUGUCAAAGUCAUCCCCAGAUGAUGAAAAACAUAAUUUAGACUAUGAAGAGGAGAGUAAAGACGCGUCACAGAAGGCACUGCAGGCUUCUGACAGUGAGAAAGAUGAGAGUGAUGGGAGUUCUGACAGUACCUCAGAGAAUGGCAAACCAGUGUGUGCCAGCUCACUGCAGACACUGCUGAAGUGUUUAGUGGGGGAAGUGGAGGUGGUGCCAGUCAACAGAUUAGCCCUAAAUGUUGUGGGCAAACACGUAAUGAUUGCAGGCAUCCCUGAAGCCGUGACCAUUACACCUUCUAAGAUGAAAAGUGCAUGUUUUCAAAAGUCACCUGGACGCCUGAAACUAGACAGGAGCUCUGCACCCUCUCUGUCAUCCACCAGCACUCAGUAUAGCAGUGAAGAUGAGUCUGAUACUGAGAAGAUGAAGGAAAAUGUUAAAGGCAAAGAGGAGCGUGAUAUCAAAGAAGCAUCUGAUAACACAGCAUGUGCACUAUAUGGAAAUGAGAGUGGGGAAAAUAAACUGUUCAGAACAGAGGACAGUCAGAAAACUUUCUCUUUGGAAGAGGAAGGAAUGGAUGAAGCAGAAACGACAAAAACAGAAGCUCUGACAUCAAGGGAAAAUACUGAAGCUUUUCAUGAAAACAUACUGGAGAUACAGCAUCAAAGUCCUGAUGUUACUGGGGAAAUGAAACAGGCUGGGUCAAUGGAAAGUAGCAUAAGGGGAGAAGAGGAGAAGAAAGCAAACAACAGAAGGGACAGUGGGGAGAAAAAUGUUUCAGUGCCUUUGGAAAAAAAUAUGAUGGAAGUGAAGGAUGGAAAUGAAGAGUCUCCUCAGAGUGAUGAAGGAGGUGUUUCUGAAGAUGAUAGAUCAGCACAGGAGGAGAUAACAGAGGCAAUGGGAAAUGACCAUCAUGUGAAUUUUGACCAUGAAUGUAGUGUUUCUUGUGUGGAUGAGGAAGUAGAGAAUGCAACGAGUGCAGAGAGUGAUCCCAGUGAAGCUUGCGUGACCGGCCAGCUCCAGCAGCCACGUGUAACUGAUGUGCUCUUAGCAGUUACAGUGACCCAGGCAGCAGCUGGUGGAGCUGUCCUGGCAGACACAACAGGAGCACCCAGCACGCAGUCAGAAGCAGUGGAAGUGGCACAUGUGGGGAAAGACCAUGGGGAGGAGGGAGGGCAUGCUGGCACUGACUGUGGUGGGCACACAGCAGCACGGGCAGGAGAGCUGCAGCCUGAGGGAGAGGAAGCAGCCGUAGCCCCUGAGAGGCAUUUGCUUGUGGAUGAGUUGGCACCUGCCAAGGGUGCAAUGACAGAAGGUGAUGCUGAGGAGAGGGAACCAGGGAUGGGGACAGAGCCAGGUGUGGAGGUUGAGGAUCAGGAUGCUCCCACAGGUGCAGGGGAGAAUAUGGGGCCAUGGAGGGACCCAGCAGGUGAGGGAGAGGAGCAGGUGGGCAUGGGGGCACUGUUGGGUGUGGGAGGGGCCAGGGGGAUCACUGGAGGAGAGAGGGCUGUGGAUGAGGCCUCUGAGGAGCAGAGGGUGGUGGGAACAGCAGUGUCUGUUUCAGGGGGGAUGAUGCCUGAGGGAUGGGGAGCUGCAGAGGAUGCAGACCUGGCAGAAGGGACUCCUGAGGUGGGUGACCUUGCAGCAGUGUGGGCCACAGAAAAAGCUGCUUUUGAAGGGCAGAAGACUGUGGAAGAAGCUGGGGCUCUCCCAGGAACAUCAGAGGAUACAGAAUUUUGUACUGGAAAGGAAGAGAUCCUAAAGCCAAAUGAGUUUUGUCAGCUGCAAGUCUCAGAGGAAGAGCAGGUGGAAAUGGAUGCCCUUGGGACAGCGACAUUUGAGCCUGACAGACCACCAGAGGAGGAGGGCAGCUCUCAACCAAGGGCAGAAGACAUGGAAGAGCCCGAGGACUCAGGCAGGGACCCUGCAUUACACUCAGUACCUGGGCGAGAAGUUGGGGAGGAUGCUGGAAGGGACUCAGCCAAUGGAGGGUCAACUCCAUUGGAGCAGACAGUAACAGCAGGGGAUGAGGAGGGCUCAGCAAUAGUACUUUUGAGUGGAAGCCUCCCUUUUGGCAGUGCUGCAAAGACAGACAGAGCAAUGGAAGAAAAAUCUGACCGGGUGGUGAUGGGAGUGUCUGAAGAGAGAGCCAGAGCUGAGUCAGAAGAUGAAGAGGUGAGAGGGGGAGCAGCAGGGCCACAAGAGCAAGUGGCCAUGGGGCAGGGACUGCUGGAGUGUGGUACAGGUGGGGAGCAGGCAGUGCUGGGAGAGGGGAGGCCUCCAGGCCAGGGUGUGAUGGGGUGCGAGGCCCUGGAGGCAGCACAGGGAACCCAGGGCAGAGGCUGCCUGGGACUGUGGGGGCAGCAGCCUGCAGUGCCUGCAUCGGGGGCAGCACCAGAGGACACAGUGCCAGCAGGAGUGCAGAUUGAAGGGAAGCUGCCAGAGCUGGGCCUUGGAGAAAGUACCCAGAGGAAAGAGAUGGAGGCUGUGUUGGAAGGAACUGUGGGCUGCUCUGAUGCACAGGAACAGAGGAUUGGGAGUCCUGAACAAGAGCAUGGCCACAGUGAGGAUGUAAACCUGGACGCUGUUGUCAUACCCCAGGACAAGGAAGAAACUAUUCUCUGAGCCUUUUCUUCAGUCACUCAGUGCUCCUUCCCACAGCGUUCACACCGACCAUUGAUCUGUGCCCUGUGGAUGUUCUGUAUUACUCACAGUACCUCAGCCAUCGCUCACACACCACGGCAGCUCUGCAGUGUGUAAGUCCAUAACUACCAGCACUGUCCUGCAGUUGCCACUCUUGGAUUCUCUGAAGCACAGAGCAGUAUUGCACUGAGUGUCCCCUGCUGCCUGCCCCCUGUGCUACUGCAGGCCUGUGGAUGUGUGUUUGACAGUAAACGUGCUUGGCUUUA
This is a messenger RNA of Centrocercus urophasianus (Greater sage-grouse), 4898 nucleotides long. It is a transcript of the gene ERICH3, whose product is annotated as glutamate rich 3. The record is from RefSeq and is a predicted model, not a curated record. Lineage: Eukaryota; Metazoa; Chordata; Aves; Galliformes; Phasianidae.